CAGAAAAAGUAUAAUCAGGAAUUAUUUAAAAUGCAUAAUUAAAUAGCAUUUCUUAUUUGAAGAAUAAGUGCAGAUUAUGUGAUGUGAUCAUAUCCGGUAAUUUAAAUUGUGUAUCAUGGGCAAAGAAGUAAAGAAACGCGCGAAGGAAACUAUUAAAAUAAACAAUAGUGAAGACAAAGAAUCUGAUAAAACAACGAAUGAACGAGACGAAUUGAAUGAAAGGCUUAGAAGGCUGGAAGAACUCCAGAUUGCAAGAAACAACAGUCACAGUGAUGUGGUUAAAUUUACAUUUUUCUUUGUAAUGGGUAUUGCAUUGACCAUCCUAGUUUAUCCAAAGAUUUCCUCUACUUUUAACACAGACAACAGUGCCAUCGUUACAACUAAAGAUGAUGCUAGCGAGCGCUUACUGGAAAACGUUGAGAAGAAGCUGGUUACAAUUGAUAAUUUGAAGAAAGACAAACAGACAGUACCUAAUGAUAAUGUUGGACUAACUUUACGAGAAAAUGAUACGGGUUUUAAAGAUGAAAGCUUAGUAGUCGUUGCAAAAACCCUUAAUAAAACAACGGAUUCAUCAAAACAAAGACAUGAUAAUUCCAUCAACAGUGUUGAACAAACCAGCAAGGCCACAUUCGAAGAAAGACAAACAGACAAACCAGACACAAAUGAAAACGACAUUGUGAAAAAUAAAGAAACAUACGAUAAGAACGUUCGAGAACGUCCAGAAGAUCUGAUGAUUGGUGAAGAAGAUGAGACGAUUACUGUAGAUGAACAUGAGCCCAACGAGAAUAAACAAGAUGUCAAAGAAGUGAUAAAAGAAUUGCCAAUGAAUCUGAAAAUAAAUGACGAUGGAAACGUGGUGGGAGAAAGAGUACAACUCUUCCCUGCACAUAUAGAAGAUGAUAUCGAUGACGCUCGUGUUACGAAAGAUGCACCAGUUAAGAACACGAAAAAUAAACCAGUCCAUUCAGCAGCUAAUAAGAGUAUUCAUACUAAAAAGACCAAGAAGGCGAAAACGGGUAUGAACAAAGUCACAACUAACGACAAUAAACUAACUGCAAACAAACAAAAUGUUCCAGAGGAAGUAAAGAAUUUCAAAGCAACUUACCAGAAAGAAAUCGCUCCAAAGAAGAUAUUUGCAGACGGAAGGAGGAUUCCAGCGAUGGAAUUAUUGCCACAGAAACCAAAUAACAGCAGUGUAAAAGUGUGGUUAUAUGAAGAAUUUCUGUCGGAGGAAGAAUGUGACGGUUUGAUGCGCGUACACAACAAGCACAUUACGGAACAGACAGCAGACGAUCCACUCCUCUGCUUUGAUUCCAUAUCAACGCUUAGGAAACACCUGAAACAUCAUGGGAUACGAACCCCGGUUUCACCGAGGGACUUCACAGAAGGGACCACGUGUGUCAACGCCAGUUUCUCUAGUCAGCUGAAAGACUGGUUUAAAGGCAACUGGAGCUAUAGCACGGCCUUCUACCCGGGUGAGAGCCGGUUUGCCUCCAUUUUUGAACAACGGGUCCUUCAAGCUACGGGCCUGGAACCAGCCAAUGGUGGGAAAUUUCAGAUUACGUCAUAUCCUGAGGGGAUCGGUUACAAGUCCCACACAGACUGUACGGAGGGGCUUACAGACCAGCGGGACAGGAUCGCGACCAUCCUCGUGUACCUGGACACUGUAGAAGAAGGCGGGGAAACAGAUUUUACAGAACUGGGUAUCUGGGCUCGGCCGCGGAAAGGCAGGGCUCUCCUCUGGAAUAACAUGGAUCCCGAUGGAAAGUGUGAGCCCCUGUCCGUACAUAAAGCCAACAAGGUGCUAAAAGGGCAUAAAUACAUCCUUCAGCGAUGGUACUACUACAAGAGUUUCUACUCGCUGGGUAAGCGCCCGCCGGAGCCCCCUCUCCCUGCCCGACAGCCGGGCCAGUCCCGGGUCUCCUGUGAUGAGUACGAACACGGCAGCUGCCGCUGGUAUGACGAGUGGAACUUUGAACAUCUCAUCGAGUAUGAGCGCCAGAAAUACACGCUCGUCUAAUACUGUGUACCGAGGACCCGCCUUUUAAACGCGAAUAUAAUUUGGUGGACGAACAAUUGGCAAUGAUUAGUUUUCAGACACACACGUUCAUUGCAAUAAACCCUAUAGUUUUUGUU
Mya arenaria is the source of this 2136-nucleotide messenger RNA. RefSeq lists its product as uncharacterized. Gene Ontology annotation, biological process: peptidyl-proline hydroxylation to 4-hydroxy-L-proline. The coding region runs from base 116 to 2020 and encodes 634 amino acids. Gene Ontology annotation, molecular function: L-ascorbic acid binding; iron ion binding; procollagen-proline 4-dioxygenase activity. Gene Ontology annotation, cellular component: endoplasmic reticulum. The transcript is spliced from 6 exons. The record is from RefSeq and is a predicted model, not a curated record. Lineage: Eukaryota; Metazoa; Mollusca; Bivalvia; Myida; Myidae.